This is a messenger RNA of Staurois parvus, 321 nucleotides long. Lineage: Eukaryota; Metazoa; Chordata; Amphibia; Anura; Ranidae. The record is from the annotation of a GenBank genome assembly.
UUUUUCAUUAGAUUGAAUACAACUUUCGAUACCUACAAUGUCCCCUGCAGUUCAAGAAGGCAAGCGAGAGGAAAAAAAGCAUUACAUAUGAGCCUCUGAUUACGUUAAAUGCCAUGGUGCAACACAACCGUGUCGAAACUCCUUUCCCAUCCAGUUUGUAAAGAAUAUUUAACUAUGAAAUGGAGAGCUUAUGGAUUUAAAGCACAUCUAAUUAACCUUUCAAUCUACUCCUUGGGACUUAUUCCCCUCACUCUGCUGAUAAUGAGUGCUGCAGUACCUGGGAGCCCAUCAAGAAAUUCAACGUUAAACGAUUCAACUUCA